Molecule: messenger RNA, 120 nt
Organism: Cervus elaphus (red deer)
Lineage: Eukaryota; Metazoa; Chordata; Mammalia; Artiodactyla; Cervidae
Product: thymosin beta-4-like
Exons: 1
Coding region: 1-120 (39 amino acids)
Biological process (GO): regulation of cell migration; actin filament organization
Cellular component (GO): cytoplasm
Molecular function (GO): actin monomer binding
Source: RefSeq, a predicted model, not a curated record
AUGUCUGACAAACCCAAUAUGGCUGAGGUUGAGAAGUCUGACAAAUUGAAAUUGAAGAAAGCAGAAAUGCAAGAGAAAAAUCCCCUGCCUUCAAAAGAAACUACUGAACAAGAUGAGUAA